This is a messenger RNA of Clunio marinus, 2287 nucleotides long. NCBI's taxonomy places the organism in Eukaryota, Metazoa, Arthropoda, Insecta, Diptera, Chironomidae. The record is from the annotation of a GenBank genome assembly.
GUGAGCAAAACAUUGUCGAUUUUUUUCAGAAUAAAGUGAAUUUUAAGAGUUCUUUAAUUAUUCACUAUCGGAAGGACUAUCUAAUAAUUUAAAAACUAUUUGUGUAGUCUUAAGAUCACGUUGCUCUAGAGUGAACAGUUUUUGUACCCGAGAAAUCCAGUUAACUACGCAAUUUAUGUGUUAACAUUUGCAUUCAGAAUUUUUCAACUAAAUUAUAAUCGAUAUGAUUAAUUAAUUUAAUAAUUCGCCACAAUACGAAAGAAAAGUGCUCUUAGCAACAACAUUAAAGGACUAUACACGCAUGCUGAAAUUGUUUUUUAAAAAGGAGCAUAAUAACUAGCAACAAAAUAUAAAUAAAGAUUGCGAGCAGUUAAGGUUGGCUGUUUUUUAUCAACAACGCUUCAAACUGCUUGCGAUGAAAAGUAUGAAUCCAGCAAUGGAAAAAGUAUCACAACAUGCAAUGGAUAAAGCAACAAAAGCCAAAGUGACGCUGGAAAAUUACUACAGUAAUCUUAUAGCGCAACAUGGUGAACGAAAGCAAAGAUUAGCGAAGCUUGAAGCAUCGUUAAAGGACGAAGCACUAACAGAGUCGCAACGUCAAGAAAAGCGAGCUCAACAUGCACAAAAAGAAACAGAGUUUCUCAGAUUAAAACGAUCACGUCUGGGUGUAGAAGAUUUUGAAGCCUUGAAAGUUAUCGGACGUGGAGCAUUUGGGGAAGUUCGUCUUGUUCAAAAGAAAGAUACUGGGCAUGUUUAUGCGAUGAAAGUUCUUAGAAAAGCUGAUAUGCUUGAAAAAGAACAAGUGGCACAUGUGAGAGCAGAGCGUGACGUUCUCGUUGAAGCUGAUCAUCAGUGGGUCGUAAAAAUGUAUUACAGCUUUCAAGAUCACGUUAAUUUAUAUCUUAUAAUGGAAUUUCUGGCUGGUGGUGACAUGAUGACACUUCUAAUGAAAAAAGAUACGCUUUCUGAAGAGUGCACACAAUUCUACAUAAUGGAGACAGCACUUGCGAUUGAUUCAAUUCAUCGUCUUGGAUUUAUUCACAGGGAUAUAAAGCCUGAUAAUCUCCUAUUAGAUGCACGAGGACAUUUAAAACUUUCAGAUUUUGGCUUAUGUACGGGAUUAAAAAAAUCUCAUCGAACAGAUUUCUAUCGUGACUUAUCACAAGCAAAACCUUCAGAUUUCAUUGGAACAUGUGCAAGUCCAAUGGAUUCAAAGCGAAGAGCUGAGAGUUGGAAGAGAAAUCGACGUGCACUUGCUUAUAGUACAGUUGGAACGCCUGAUUAUAUAGCACCAGAAGUGUUUCUUCAAACCGGCUACGGACCAGCAUGUGACUGGUGGAGUUUAGGUGUCAUCAUGUAUGAGAUGUUGAUGGGGUAUCCGCCUUUUUGUUCAGAUAAUCCUCAAGACACAUAUCGAAAAGUGAUGAAUUGGCGUGAGACGCUUAUCUUUCCUCCCGAAACACCAAUAUCAGAGGAAGCUCGUGAAACAAUUGUGAGAUUUUGUUGUGAAUCUGAUCGUCGUCUAGGCUCACAAAAAGGUAUCGAAGAAGUAAAAAGUGUCUCAUUCUUCCGAGGUGUUGACUGGGAACAUAUCAGAGAACGUCCUGCUGCUAUUCCAGUUGAAGUUCGAUCUAUUGAUGAUACAUCGAACUUUGAUGAGUUUCCUGAUGUUGCCCUUGAAAUUCCAUCUGCACCGAGUCCGACACAGGAUGGUGAAGUGCUCAAGGACUGGGUGUUUAUCAACUACACAUUCAAGCGCUUUGAAGGUUUAACACAGCGCGGAACACCCACGAAAAAUAAGUAAAGUACUCAAAGUACAAUCAUUGAAUAGAAAAUUAUUUUGUUAUCUUUUUUUUCUCUUUGUUCCGCCCACGCAAUCCGUAUGUAUGUUUUUCUAAAAAAUAUUGUUUUAUGUUUAAUCAAAGACUAUCUUUCAUCAAUUUUAAGUGAUCUUUUCCACCUUUCUUCUCUUUUUUUCUUCCUAAAAAAUUAAAAAUUAAUUUUUCUCGUGAUCUUUGUUAGAACUUUCAUUUUCUUUAGUAAUUUGGAAAUAAUUUUCAAUUGACGAAAGCAUAAAAGAUCACAGAUCAAAUAAAAUUUUUAGCCUAUGGAUAAUUUCAAUUAUUGAAAAAAAAUUAUUUGUUUCUUUGGCAUCUGUUCAAUGUUUAAAUUUUUAUGUUUCGCUUUAGUUUUAAUUUUUUUAUGUGAAUGAAAAUUUAGGGAAAUUCUUUUAGAUAUUUUAAGCUUUGAUUACUUCCGAAUGUGAUUUUUAUUUUCAAUUUUGUUG